AUGCCGAUGCCCGGUGAGUACGACCCCGUUGAAUCCGACGAUAAGUCGGAGAACAACAUCCGCUAUGGGAGAAUUCCACAACGCGUCCCGCGUCGGUACAAGACCAUCAAGAAGGUGGAACUGUUCCACGGCAACUUCGUCCUGGACUCGGCCGUGCCAACAAAACUGUUGAGCAUGUGUCAACAGAAGGACGACCGCGAGUUCACGCACAUGCGGUACUCUGCGGCCACAUGUGAUCCGAACGACUUCAAGGACGACGGGUUUACCCUGCGGCAGGUGCAUUACGACCCGCCGCGGAGGACGGAGCUGUUCAUCGUGAUGACGAUGUACAACGAGGACGAGGAGCUUUUCUGCCGGACCAUGCACGGCGUCAUGAAGAACAUUGCGCACCUGUGUAAGCGCGACCGGAGCAAGACAUGGGGUAAGGAGGGCUGGAAGAAGGUCGUGGUGUGUAUCGUGUCCGACGGCCGUUUGAAAAUCAACUCGCGCACGCUGAGCGUUAUUGCCGCCAUGGGAGCGUACCAGGAAGGCGUGGCCAAGAACAAAGUGAACGGGAAGCCUGUGACGGCCCAUAUCUAUGAGUACACCACGCAGAUUUCCGUGACGCCGUCAAUGAAGCUCGAAGGAGCAGAGCGCGGCAUCAUGCCGGUACAGAUCAUCUUCUGCCUGAAGGAGAACAACCAGAAAAAGAUCAACUCGCACCGGUGGUUCUUUAACGCGUUCGGGCCGAUUCUCCAGCCCAACGUCUGUGUGCUCCUGGACGUCGGCACGAUGCCCGGACCUACGUCGAUCUACCAUUUGUGGAAAGCGUUUGACAUCAACUCAAACGUCGGAGGAGCGUGCGGCGAAAUCGUCGCGCUGAAGGGCAAGUAUCUGCGGAACCUGAUUAACCCCCUUGUGGCAGCGCAGAACUUUGAGUACAAGAUGUCGAACAUUCUUGACAAGCCUUUGGAGUCCGUCUUCGGCUACAUCACCGUUCUACCUGGCGCGUUCAGCGCCUACCGCUACAUCGCACUGCAGAACGACCAGACGGGCGAAGGCCCGCUGCAGAAGUACUUCCUCGGCGAGAAGAUGCACGGAGCUGGUGCGGACAUCUUUACAGCGAACAUGUACCUUGCGGAGGACCGCAUCUUGUGCUGGGAGCUGGUAUCGAAGCGGGGCGGCGCGUGGAUCUUGCACUACGUCAAGUCUGCCUACGCUGUCACGGAUGUUCCGGACCAGGUCCCUGAGCUGAUCAGUCAGCGACGUCGGUGGUUGAACGGCUCUUUCUUCGCCGCGAUCCACAGUACUGUAAAGUUCCACUACAUCUACCGCUCGUCACAUUCUUGGUUGCGCAAGUUCUGGAUCCACGUCGAACUGUUGUAUCAAUGUUUCAACCUGUUCUUUUCCUGGUUCGCUCUCGGAAACUACUUCAUUUCGUUCACCAUUCUGAGCGAAUCUUUGGAGGACCCGUCAUUCAACCUCGGAAACGGAAUCCACGUCGUCAACGUCAUUCUGGAAUACUUCUACCUCGGCCUGCUCAUCUUGUGCUAUAUCCUCGCGCUCGGAAAUCGGCCACAAGGCGCGAAAUGGGGCUAUACUCUGGCCUUCAUCGGCUUCGCGAUCAUCACGGUGUAUAUGACGAUCGUGGCGUUCUUCCUGGCCUUCAAGGGGGUUGACAACAUCAUCAAGACCGAUGGGCCUCUUACUCCAAGCUCACUCUUCACGAACUCGAUCUUCAGGAAUAUCGUUAUCUCAUUGUUGGCGACACUCGGCCUGUACAUCCUUGCCUCACUCAUUUUCUUCGAGCCAUGGCACAUGAUCACGUCGUUCGUCCAAUACCUGCUCAUGGCGCCUUCAUAUAUCUCGGUCCUCAACGUCUAUGCCUUUGCCAACGUCCAUGAUGUCUCGUGGGGCACCAAGGGCGACAACAAGGUCUCGACUGAUCUCGGCGUGGUAAAGACAGGGCCGAACAAGAAUGAAGUGGAGGUGGAGGUUGUGACAGGCGAAACGGACAUUAACGCGGCGUACGAGGACGCCAUCCACAUGCUGUCCACGAAGCCGCCCAAGGCGGACUCGAAGCCCGACGCCGCGACGCAGCAAGAGGACUAUUACAGGAGCUUCCGAACCAAUGUCCUGCUGUGGUGGACGCUAUCGAACGCGUCCGACAAGGGCGCGCACAACACCGUCAACGGAUACAUGGCCUUUAUCCUGUUCUCGGUCGCAGGUCUCGCGUUGAUUCGAUUCAUCGGCUCGACGACGUACAUGCUCAUCCGUCUCUUCGCCGGCGAAUAA
Messenger RNA from Trametes versicolor FP-101664 SS1, 2274 nucleotides. RefSeq names its product glycosyltransferase family 2 protein. The coding region runs from base 1 to 2274 and encodes 757 amino acids. Gene Ontology annotation, molecular function: chitin synthase activity. The transcript is spliced from 17 exons. The record is from RefSeq and is a predicted model, not a curated record. Lineage: Eukaryota; Fungi; Basidiomycota; Agaricomycetes; Polyporales; Polyporaceae. Gene Ontology annotation, cellular component: cell periphery; cell septum.